Callithrix jacchus (white-tufted-ear marmoset) is the source of this 13594-nucleotide messenger RNA. It is a transcript of the gene SPDEF, whose product is annotated as SAM pointed domain containing ETS transcription factor. NCBI's taxonomy places the organism in Eukaryota, Metazoa, Chordata, Mammalia, Primates, Cebidae. Gene Ontology annotation, biological process: cell differentiation; regulation of transcription by RNA polymerase II. The record is from RefSeq and is a predicted model, not a curated record. Gene Ontology annotation, cellular component: nucleus. Gene Ontology annotation, molecular function: sequence-specific DNA binding; DNA-binding transcription factor activity, RNA polymerase II-specific.
GACGGUUGUAUCCCCGGUGCCUAGAACAUCUCAGUAAAUGUUAGAAUAAGUCAAUGUUUGGCGAGAGCUGCUGGAAGCCUCUAGGGUUGAACCAAUGCACAUGGUUGUAAAGUGAAGCAAAUGGGUGACGGGGCAGGAUCACACGGGCCUUCCUGCCCCACAGACUCCUCGUGCUUUCUCACGGGGCAGUGGGAGCCAUGGGAGGUGGUUAGCAGAGGGGCGGCCCCCACCUCACCCUCCAUUCCCUUUCCCUGACUCUGACUUGAUCCAGCGCAUGUUCCCCCCAGCUGUCCUUUCCUUCGUCCAAUAAGUCAGUAUCUGUUGAUCUGUUGAAAUAGGCACAUAGUGAACACCUCCUGCAUGUCACUGUGCUGUGAGCCAGAGGAGUCCAACAGUCCAGCCCACACGUUACCCACUGUCCAGAACGGGGACUGUGAAAGUGCUUCCACUGGGGGGGCGGUCUGUGAGCCCCUGGGAUUUUGUGUGUGUGUGUGUGUGUGUGUGUGUGUGUGUGUGUGAAAUUCCAUAGCUUUUUUUUUUUUCUUUUUUCAAGACAGAGUCUGGCUCUUGUUGCCCAGGCUGGAGUACAGUGGCACAAUCUCAGCUCACUGCAACCUCUGUCUGAGAAGUUGCCAUGGGGGAGGGGCAAGACUCAGGCCAGGGACAGGGCAAGGGCAGUAGGAUCAGCGGGUCAGAUCAACACAGCCAAAGGGGCACAAAUGCUCCCUGAGUGUGGCGGCUGGCAGAGGGGCGUCUUUCAACACUGAUUCUACCUUCCUUCCCCACCCCAGUGCUCAGGGCCAUGUGGUGAUUUUUUUUUUCUUUUGAUGUCCCUUUCCCACUUUCACCAUCCUCAUUCAUUUCUUUCUUUUUUUUUUCAUGCCCAAUUGUUGCCUUUUCCCAGAUGUUUGUUUAUUUAUUAUUUGAGACAGGGUCUCACUCUGUCACCCAGACUGGAGUGCAAUGGUGUGAUCUCAGCUCACUGCAGCCUCCGCCUCCUGGGUUCAAGCAAUUUUCAUGCCUCAGCCUCCCGAGUAGCUGGGAUUACAGACAUGCACCACCAUACCCGGCUAAUUUUUGUAUUUUUAGUAGAGACGGGAUUUCACCAUGUUGGCCAGGCUGGUCUCAAACUCCUGACCUCAAGUGACCCACCGCCUUGGCCUCCCAAAGUGCUGGGAUUACAGGUGUGAGCCACUAUGCAUGGCUCAUUUGUUCAUUAAUUUGAUUUGUUUUGUUUCCCUCCCUCCCUUCCUUCCUUCCUUUCAUUUUGUCUUUCUUUCUUUUUUGAGACAAGGUCUUGCUCUGUAGUGAUCAUAGCUCACUACAGCCUCAACCUCCUGGGCUCAAAUGAUCCUCCCACCUCAGCCUCUAGAGUAGCUGGGACCCAUGCCACCACAUCCGGCUAAUUUAUUUUUUAAUUUUAUGUAACGACGAGAGUCUCACAAUGUUGCCCAAGCUGGUAUCAAACUCUUAGCCUCAAGCUAUCCCUCCGCCUUAGCCUCCCAAAGUGCUGGGAUUACAGGCAUUAGGGGAUUACAGGCCUGAGCCACCACACCUGGCCCUCAUUUAUUACUUUUAUUUAUUCUUGGACACCACCUAUAAGGAAGACAUGAGAGUGUUAGGAGCACCAAGCUCUUGUCUCAUUGAGCAGGGUUGGGAGGUCACUGGGGGGUGAAGAGAGGCCAGGGGAGGCCCAGGCAGGCUCCUCCCUGGGGCCCCCUCACCCCACGGGUCAGGGCUGUGGAAGGUGGGGUCCUGCGGUGGGGAGGGGCUGGCUGGGAUUUAAAGGGGCUUCAGAACAUGAGAUGCAGUGGAGGUCAUGUGAUGAUAUCAUCCCUCAGGAUUCUGUCUGCCUGGAGCCCAGAGCAGGAGGAGUUGGUGCAAAGAGUGUGCCCAGCACAUCUCAGCAUCGUCCAGCAGAGAAGAUGCCCUGAACUCUCAAUUUCCUCUUCUGUAAAAUGGGGACAGUGUAGACCCAAAACUAUAAGACUGUGGAGAAAAAUAAGUGAGCUGUGAUACAUGUGACAUUUCUGGUAAUAAUCGUGAUCUUGGGUUGCCAGUGGGUUCCCAGUAUCCAUUAUAUUAUUAAAAAUUAAGAGGUGGCCACUUGUGGACCCUGGGGAGUGUGUGUCAUAAACCAAGGGUUAUGGUUAAUCCAGUGUGUACCCGAGGUCAUGAAAAUAUGCCUCUGAGGCCAGGCAAGGUGGCUCAAGCCUGUAAUCCCAGCACUUUGGGAGGCCAAGGUGGGAAGAUCACGAGGUCAGGAGUUCAAGACCAGCCUGACCAACAUGGUGAAACACCAUCUCUACUAAAAAUACAAAAAUUAUUGGCAUGGUGGUGGGUGCCUGUAAUCCCAGCUACCUGGGAGGCUGAGGCAAAAGAAUUGCUUGAACCUAAGAGGUGGAGGUUGCAGUGAGCUAAGAUUGCGCCGCUGCACUCCAGCCUGGGCGAGACAUCAUCUCAAAAAAAAAAAAAAAAAAGCCUUUGAAGUGCUUGGCACCUGCUGAGUGCCAGUCUGCAUCGCCUUAAACUCUGGCAGUAAUUGGGGGAGGGUGAGAUGGAGGUCCCUGAGAGGAGGAGCACACUGUUGACAGAUUCCUGGCUGCACACCAGGCGCUGCACUUGUCCUCAUUCCUCCUCACAGUAUCCCUUUGAAGAAGAGAUCCUUGAUCCUCUUUCACCCAGAAAGGACACUAAGGCUGAGAGAAGAAGUGACUUGCCCGAGGACACUCAGCAGAAACGCAGCAGAACUGGGAUUUGAACUCAGCCUCCAGACUCAGAGCUCUUUCUCCAACCUCCUAACUGCCUUGGGCUUCCCCAACUCAAUAGGAACAUUGCCUGAGGGCCUCUGGACACGGCCGCCUCCCCAGGGCCCAGAGGUGACAACACACACAGCAGCCGCCUAGCGGGCUCCCUUUAGCACCCACUUCUCAUCCAUCUCCUUAAAGCUCAUCCAGCAGGAGCCAGGCCCCCUGGGGAGUGUCCAUGCAUCCUGGCCCAUGACCCUACCCUCCACCAUGCUCAGGGCUGUUCCCUUCUCCCCUCCAGGCCACUCCCCACUUCACAGGAGGCCAGGGGAAUGCUAGGAGUGAGAGGGUGGGAGACAGGAGGAAGGGGCCAUAGAAAGGGGCUUCUCCUGGAAGAACGAGCCUUUGGAGUCAGGCCACUGGUGGAGCAGAAGUGAGGGACGCAGAGGACUGGCACCAGGCAGGGGCUGCUGAGGCUCUGGGGGAGCUGGGUGGCUGAAGGCAGGCCUUCUGGCGCCAUGAAGCCAUCCAUGUGCACUCUGUAGCUCCAAACAAGGCCUGGCCACUCCAGUAGGCUGCAGAAGGCAGUCAAAUGGCUGUGGACGUUUGCACCCCCCGGCUCAGUUCCUCUACCUCUCAUCCCAAGAUAGCCAGAACUGUUUUGCCCAGGGCCCUGGCACUGCCCCAGCCUGGGGGCAGCAGGAAUAGGGGGAAGAGUCCUGGUUGUGGGCCACCCAGGUCCAGGGCUCAACUCCUACAUGGCUCUGCUGCCAUCAUGCCGUCUGGCCUCGGGCAGCUCACUGCACUCUCUGAGCCUCAGUUAAAAAAAAAAAAGGAAGCUUGUUGGACCGGUGGAUCUCUAUCUCUCGGCUCUUCCUGCUUGUGUGUGUGAUUCUAACUCCAGAGUGGGAGAGGGCUAGACUCCUUCGGGUCUGGAUUCAAAUGUCACCUGAAGGCCGGGCACAGUGGCUCAUGUCUGUAAUCCCAGCACUCUGGGAGGCUUGAGGUCAGGAGUUUGAGACCAGCCUGGCUAACAUGGUAAAAACCCAUCUCUACUAAAAAUACAAAAAAAUUAGAUGUUUGUGGUGGGCACCUGGUGUUCAUGGUGGGCACCUGUAAUCCCAGCUACUCGGGAUCCCGAGGCAGGAGAAUCGCUUGAACCCAGGAGGCGGAGGCUGAGGUGAACCAAGAUUGAGAUGGUGCCACUGUACUCCAGCCUGGGCAACAGGGCAAGACUCUGUCUCAAAAAACAAAACAAACAAAACAAAAUAAAUCACUCCCACGCCCCAUAAAACACACUUAAAAUUGCCCCAACACUUCCCAUGUUCCUUUCCUGCUUCGUUCUGGCCCCACCACGGCAGUUCUCACCUCCCAACCCUUACUUGUGUGUAUUUAUCCCGGUUCCAGCAGUAGCACGUCAGCGCCAUGGGAGGGUGAGAUGGGUCUGUCCUGUGCACUGCCGUGCCUUUCAUGCCUGGAGUGUAGUAGGUGCUCAAUAAACAUUUGCUGAGGAUGUGGCAGGGGUCGGGGCGUGGGGGGGGGGUGCCAGGAUCAGGCCUGAGUUUCUGAGGAAGCUGGGCAGGGGCGUGAGGACGGGGAGGAAGCUGUGCUCACCGCUUGGCUAAGAGAAGGAUGAGAGCUGGGGGUGCUGCAGGCUUAGGGUAAGUGUGCAGUGUUCAGGAAAAGGAGGGAAGGAGUGCCUGGGAAGUGCCCACCUGGCAGUGAUGGGCUGCCCAGGUCCACGUGUGUGAGUACAGGGGCCCCCUUAGGGGUUGGAGGGCCUCCUCUCCUACAGCUCCCUGCCCCUUCCACCCCACUACCCUCCCUGCCUCCGCACGUAGUUUCCUUAGUAUCCUCUGGGCUGAGGCGGAAGGCAGCGGCGGGACACAAAGGUGUAAUAGCCCUCCCUCCGAAAGCUGGAAAGCUUGCACCCUGAUAAGGUGAGUAAAUUUCAAAGGGGCUAAUGGAGUGGGGGGUGCAGGCUACUGAUAGCAGGGCCAGGGUGCUGCCAGCAGCCUCCCCACCAACUUCCCACCACCCAGAGGGCCCAGCCACCGAGCUGGCCUCUGAGCAAAACAGGUUCCAAUUGUGCUCUUAUCUGGGCCUGUGGUUUUGUAAGGCCCAGCUGGCUCUGCAUUAAUGGGGGAAAGGCAGCGGUCAGCUCUAGGGUGUGAGCAGUGAUGUGGGGCUCCUCCACCCCCCACGACGGGCCUGCUGGGCUGGGGGUGCCCCUGGUUCUCUGGGGUGGGGGCAGCUCAGGGAGGGCCAGCAGACACACACCAGAUCAUAAGCAGUGGUGGCUGAGAGUGGAGCUCUGCGCCAGAUCUUGGCUGUUACCUUUACUGUGCCAAGUGCUAAGCCCGCUGUGCCUCAGUUUCCUCCCUGAGGUUAAAAUAGGGAUGCUAAUGAUGGGUGCCGCCUCAAAGGACCAUUAAGAUAAUGAAAUGAGCUAACUGCUCUCAAGCAACCAGUGUAGUACCUCUCAGUGAGUGCGGAGAGGUGAGAUGCUUGGUCAGGGGACCCGGGAAAUGAGCCGCCAGGGCUUCAAGGCCCCCUCAGUCUAACUCCACAGUGCACCCUCACUUCACCUCCCGCCACCGCCACCGGGAUGCACACAGGCCUGCAGAGCUCACACCCCGCCUCCUUUGUGCCUUGCUCAGAUCCCACCUCCCCAAAGGGAUCUGCCCUGACCACCACAUCCAGCGCUGCUCUCACACCCUGCCCAGCGUUCCAGGCGGCCUGGCCCCUUCCUGUCAAGCACACACCACCUGCCACUGUACUGUGUAAUCUACUCAUUGCACCUUUCCUGUUGACGGCCCUUCUGUAGCAUUGUAAUCCUGGCGAGGCUCUCUGCUGUAUGCGAUGACCCGUGCCUGGCCCCCAGCAGGCCUCCUGUACGUGCCUGUGGAGGGUGUGCAUGCCUGCGGGCAGGCACAGGCCGCGCUGCUCCCAUCACCAGGUGGAGGUGGUCAGGAGGAUGCUGGCUGUGUGUCCUGUCUGUCCCCCAAGCUGGGGCUGCAGGGUUCUCAGGCUUGGCACCUAACUCUGGCAGGAGUCCUGCCUGGCUAGGUCCACACGGGAACUCUGAGGACCCCGAGGAUUGGACCCCUGGGAUGGGAUGGGGCCUCUUCAGAUGACCUCCCAGAUGCGAACCUGGCUACAGGGAGAAAUGGUGCAUUUGUUCGUCCCCCUGCAGGAGCUUGGGGCCACUAUCUGAGGAGUGAGUCUGUGGACGAGCAGGAGAUGCCAGUGAUGGAACCAGGCCUGAAGCCCUUCUACCUUUUGUUUCUCCCUAGAAUGGAGAGGGUCACUCAGGGUCACAGCAUAUAGCAGGUGUUUGUGAAACUAGCAGGCCCAUAGAUGGCUGCCCUUAGGAGUCAUCACUGCCCUCUGAGGCAAGAAGACCCUGAGUGAUUGUGACGACCGGGCCUUGAACUAUCCUGAAGGGCAGGCUGUGCCCAGCCACUGUGCCUGGCCACCCUGGUCCCAGGACCUGUUUAGGGCCUGGUGGCACAGAGUAAGUGCAGGUCUGGGCAGAGCAACGUGUGGUGGCCCAGGUGUGCCUGGGGGGCCCUGGCCUGCUGCAGUUGCUGGAAGUGCCUAGUGGUAUGGCCUGAGAACACAGCCGCCACCGGGUGGGCUGCUUCCCAGCCCCACGCUCGCCAUCCAGCUGCAACACAGCGUCCUAGAAAGACAAUGCCAACAGGGGCAGCCCGAAUCCUUCCUGUGUCAUUAUCUAGCCUUAACUUUGGGAAUGUUAAUGAGCCUCUUUCCUGUCUGUGAGUGCGGGAGGCAGAGAACCCCUCUGGUGGUGGACUUGCUAGGAUUAAAUGAGAUAACACAUGUCAUUUGGGAGCACAGAUUGGGGUCUGGAUUCAGAUCCCAGCCCUGCUGUGUGUCCUUAGGCCUGGUCCCUAGCCUCUCUGGUCCCAAGGUCUUUGUGCCACGAGACGGCUGGGUGGUCUCUGGGAUCCCACCAACCAAGUUUCUUGCCCAUCCUGUCCCCUUUGGUCCUGUCUGGGUGACCAGCCCUAGGCUCUUCCCACCUCAAAAGGGGGCACCCUCCCCCCAGCUGUCCAGCCUUCCUGCAGCUAGAGUCUGGGUCUGGGGGUGGGACCCUGUGUCAGUCAGGAACUAACUGGCAGCUGCGUGUCCCUGUAGCUGGCAUGGGUCCCAGCCUUGUCUCUGCCUCCAUCUCCAGUCUAGCUGAUCAGAGGGCAGGACGCAGCAAGGAUGGGGGUGCAGGGAGAUGGAGGCAGAAAGCUAGGAAGGCAGGAAUCCAACUGACAGACAGACUUAGACGGACUAUGCUUUCCAGAGUGUGCCCACUUCUGUUGCCCGUUGACAGUCAUUCAUCACAGUACUCCACCCGCAAGGUCAGCAGGGCAAGUGUUGUUAUCCCUAUUCCCAGAGGAGGCGAGGGAGACCCAGGGUGCUUGAGACUCGCUCGUGAUCCCUGGUGCUCUCCACACUCACCUCUGAUGAGCCAGGGGCCAGAGAGGACCAGUGUGGGGAGGAAGCUCAGGCCAGUGGCUCCAGAAACUGGUGUGUUGGGUCUGAUGCUGCCAGCUGCUCUAGAAUCCCUGCCUUCAAGGAGUUAGAAUCUUGGGAAGAAAGAAAUAAGAAAUACUGGGGAAAGAAUUAGAGAACAAAGACUUGGGAUAUGUGAGGUCUGCAAGGACUGGAGGGGACAAGGAAAGGCUUUUGGUGGAGAGAGCUCUUGAAAUGGGACUCAGAAGGAUGGGGAUUCUCUCCACCAAAACAGGAGGAACUCAAGUCCUUUUGAACGAUGGGAAAAGGAAAUCAGGGGUGCAUCCAGGUGUUCCCACAGCAAUGUCAGGAGUGGGUCCGGCUCCAGCUGGCUCCUCCUCCUCUGGACUGUCCAAAUUCUCCCUGGGGGUAGCAGCUCCUGACUUCACACGUCAAGGCUUGGAAACUCUAGUUGCAAGAGAGAAUUUGUUAUCUCAGUAGGUUGGAGAAAAGUUUCAGGACAGAGUCACACUGGGCCAACUGGGGUUGUGUACUGGACCCCAGAUCUGGAAGGAGUGGCUGUGGAGCAGGCAUCGCCCACAGCUGGUGAGUGGGGUCUGGAUGGAGGGCAGACAGGAGGGGCCCAUCUAACCUGAUGAGAGCUGGCCAGAGGAGGAUGAGACAGGAGUCCAGCCCAGGGAGCUGGAGGCAGGAAGUCUAGUGGACCCAGCGACCUACUCCAGGAACCCGGGACUUGACCCUGAGGGUGCGUGAGAGCAGCAACACGGUCUUACUGGGCAUGGGGCAGUCAUGGAAAUUAGGGAUUUGAGUUUGAAUCUGCUUCCCAGCUAUGACCUUGGUCAUGACAUUUUAAAUGUACAAGCCUCAAUUUCUUCCCUUGAAAAAUGGGCAUAUGCCUGGCCCAGUGGCUCACACUUGUAAUCCCAGCACUUUUGGCAGCUGAGGCAGGAGGAUAGCUUGAGGUCAGGAGUUGAAGAACAACCUGGUCAACAUGGUGAAAGCCCGUCUCUACUUAAAAGACAAAAAUUAGCCCGGCGUGGUGGGGAGUGCCUGUAGUCCCAGGUACUGGGGAGGCUGAGGCAGGAGAAUUGCUUGAACCCAGGAGGCGGAGGUGACAGUGAGCUGAGAACCCAUCACUGCACUCCAGCCUGGGUGACGGAGUGAGACUCUGUCUUAAAAAAAGAAAAGAAAAGAAAAAUGAGCAUAGCAACACCUACCUGGAAGCGUCGCUGUGAAGAGUCAGAUGGUCUUCGUCAAACACGUGGCUGCAGCUGGUGGUCAGCGAGGCCCUGGAACAGGGCAACCAGGUUCAUGGAGCACUUUCACCAGCAUUUUCUCCCUCCUCACGUAGCUCUCAGGGUUCUCUGGAUAUGGGAGGUGACUGUUCAGCAGGUUUCAGACACUUGCCCAAAGUCACAAAGCUGGAAAAUGGCAGAACCAGGAAAUGUACUUGAUUAAAUCCCAAGCUGGUGCCAAGACACCAUCCCCGGUGCAUCACGGUGUCAGGAUCACCCAGAAGUCCCUCAUUGGGAAAGUUAGCUUUUCUCCCCUGGAGCCCACCAGCAUUGCCUUGGAGGCGGGGCCUGUGUGAGCCCAGGUGAGCAGAUGGAGGAGCGCUAGUUUGCUCUCUCUUGGUGGACCUUUUCCAGCUUCCAGAGGCAAUAUUUGUUUCCCUCCUCCAGGCUUGAAUGGGUAAAGACCCUGUCCACACUAGGUAGAGCUUAGCUGGGCCCAUCCAUUCAGGAGACCUCUGUGAAGUGCUCUCUUGAGCCUUGAGUGAGGCCACACCCAGCAUUCAAGGUCAGGGUUUUCCAUGGUAUGACCAUACUCCUUCCCAAUGCCACCUAGCAGUGAGGUAUCUUCUCUGGCUGCAAGAAUGCUGUGUCUUCAUAGGUCUGUCCAUUUUCUUAUCUAUUUAAGGUAGGAUUAGGAUUGGCUUCGAAUAAUAAGAAUUCCCACUUAACGGAAGUGAAAAGUCCAUUUCUCUCAUAAAAGUCCUGAGGCAGGCAGUCUAUUGCUGGUAUGGAAGUUUUAUACAAUCCUGAGAGACCUGGGCUCCUUCUCUCGCUUCUAGUGAGAGUAGAGCUCACUGCUCUACUCUCUUGUCCUCAUGGUCUAAGAUGGCAGCCAGAAUGCCAGCUAUCACAGCUGCAUUCCACACAGCAAGAUGGAGGAAGGAUAAGGAAGAAGGGAGUUAAUAGUACAUGCCAUCUUACUUUUAAGUAAGAUUCCUAGAAUCUUGGCACAUGACACUUCUGCUUGGUCGUAGAGUCACAUCUAGCUGCAGGCGAAGCUGGGAUGGUCUUGAUUCUAGGUUGCCAUAUGCCCAGCUAAAAACCAGGCAUUGACCAGGCACAGUGGCUCAUGCUUAUAAUUCCAGCACUUUAGGAGGCGGAGGUACAAGGAUUGCUUGAGGCCAGGAGUUCAAGACCAGCCGGGGCAACAUAGGGAGACCCUGUCUCUACAAAUAUAAAUAACAUAAAAAAUAAAAAGCCUUGUUUACUGAGGAAAAGGGGAGAAUGGGCAGCUAUCUCUGACACCUCACCCACUCAAUAAACAUUUUUUUUUUUUUGAGCUUCACUUUGUCUCCCAGGCUGGAGGGCAGUGGCAUGAUCUCCGCUCACCGCAACCUCCACCUCCUGGGUUCAAGCGAUUCUCCUGCUUCAGCCUCCUAAGUAGCUGGAAUUACAGGUGUCCCCCACCACGCCCGGGUAAUUUUUUUUUAUUUUUAGUAGAGAUGGGGUUUCACCACGUUGGCCAGGCUGGUUUUGAACACCUGACCUCAAGUGAUCUGCCCGUCUCAGUCUCCCAAAGUGCUAGGAUUACAGGCGUGAGCCACAGCACCUGGCCUCAAUUAACAUUCAUUAGGUAUUCCUUGUACUUACCCACAUUAUAGUAUGAUGAAUAGCUUAGCAUCUCAUGAGCACCAAACAGUGCCUGGCAUAUGGUAGGUGCCUGUUAAGCAGUGGCCAUUAUUAUUAAUGCAUCAGAAUGCUGUGAUAUAAGCCAGGCUUCUGUGAGAGUGGGGAGGGGGGCCUGGCCAGCAGAGAAGCAGGCACAGAAAUGCACUCUAGGGGAAGGAGGUCCACCUAGAAAAGCAGGAUGUCUUUCUUUACUGGCCCUGGAGGGCUGGGCCACUGGCUUAGGAAUGGUCGGCCAAGCGUACCUUCUCAGGACCUUACCUCCCCUUCCUCCGCCUGUCCUACCUCAACCUUUUCUGGAGAAUGACUGAUAACUGAUCCUCACCAAUGUGCCAGUGAUGAUAACAGCCAAGUACAGGACUCCCUGGGGUGCAGAGUGCUGCCUUACGUUGGAGAACAUGGGUAUUGGUGAAGGUGAGGGGCGAGUUCUGAAGGCCUCAGGAGCCUCCUGCAGCUCCAGGAUACUCACACUGUCACAGUGACACGGUGACUUCUGAAACAAGAGAAUCAGCGUUAUCUAGAACUUUCUCCCCUGACAGAAUGGAGGUAGCAGGUACGUGAAGCCCUUCUGAGAUGUUUUGGAGAAAGGAAGGCCCAGCCUCCAGGGACCACCCUCAGCCCACCUGGCAGGACAAAGAGGAAGCCAAAAGCUGGACUCCGUGGCCCCCGUGGGCUCAUGGAGGGGGAGAGGCUGGGGCAGUAGGUGCUUGGUGGUGGGUACCCUUGUCCUGUGUGAUGUCCCUGCUGUCACCCUUUGGGGCUGAGGGAGGGCCAGUUGCUGCUGGCUGGUCCCCACUGUGGGCCUGGGAAAAUGAGCUGGGAGUCCUCCCUCACCGCCACUGUGUGACAGGCCUGCAUGAGGCCCCUGUGGGACACGGAGAACACCGUUCCCAUCAGGUGGGGGUUGUCCCACAAGCCUUAGGACCCCUCCCCAGGAUUCUCUGAUUUGCUCUCCAUCCCUGGCCUGGGCAUCCAGACAGCACCUCCUCCAGGAAGCCCUCACUGAUUUCCCUGGCUGAUGCACACCCUCAGUGCCCCCACAGCCCGCCAUCAGGGCAUGGGUGGCUCUGGAUCUCCACUGCUGCUCACUUGUCUGUCCCUGGCCCUCAGCUGAUCCAUCUUAGAACCCCAGCCCUGCUCCCACUCAGUGCAUCUCCUGCGCCUUGCACAUAAUGUGAGCUCAGUAGCUAUGCAGCAAGCAAUGAAUGAGUAAAUGAGCGAGUGAAUGAACGAGUCCCUUGGCUGUCAGGGCAUGGAUCCCCAAGCAAAGAGGGGAGGCCCUCAAGGGUUAACCGGGAGCCUGCCUGUGGUCUGAGGUAAGCAAGGAGUGUAUUUGUUCAGGUAAAUAAGGAAGGAUUACUUAUAAUGGGAAAUCGGGCCCUGGCCAGCUCUUCAUCUUGCGGCUAACUUCCUCCCAGCACAUUCCUGCACUCUGCUGCGUCCACACUGCCUCACAGACCCAGUCCUCUAAGCCUGCUGCCACCUCCCUGCAAGCCCCUCAGAUUGGGCCUUGCCACGGUGCCAGCAGGUAGCCCUGGGCUGGGGGUAGGGGACUCUCUACAGGCACAUAGCCCUGAGAUCUCAGAGAGCCACCCCUUGAGGGUGGCCAGGCCCCCAGCAGUCAACGCGAGUGCUGCCUCUGCCACCAGGCCUGCUGGCCUCUAGUUCCACUGGCCCCCCAGAUGCCUGGCUGAGACACGCCAGUGGCCCCAGCUGCCCACACCUCUUCCUGGCCUCCGAAGUUGGUACUGCAGCAGACAGCUCCCUGGGCACCAGGCAGCUAACAGACGCAGUCGCCGGCCCGAACAGCAGCGGCAUGGGCAGCGCCAGCCCGGGUCUGAGCAGCGUGUCCCCCAGCCACCUCCUGCUGCCCCCCGAUUCGGUGUCUCGGACAGGCUUGGAGAAGGUGGCAGCGGGGGCAGUGGGUCUCGAGAGACGGGACUGGAGCCCCAGUCCACCCGCCACACCCGAGCAGGGCCUGUCUGCCUUCUACCUCUCCUACUUUGACAUGCUGUACCCUGAGGACAGCAGCUGGGCAGCCAAGGCCCCUGGGGCCAGCAGUCGGGAGGAGCCGCCUGAGGAGCCUGAGCAGUGCCCGGUCAUUGACAGCCAAGCCCCAGGGGGCAGCCUGGACUUGGGGCCAGGCGGGCUGGCGCUGGAGGAGCAUUCACUGGAGCAGGUGCAGUCCAUGGUGGUGGGCGAGGUGCUCAAGGACAUCGAGACGGCCUGCAAGCUGCUCAACAUCGCCGCAGAUCCCGUGGACUGGAGCCCUGGCAACGUGCAGAAGUGGCUCCUGUGGACUGAGCACCAGUACCGGUUGCCCCCCGUGGGCAAGGCCUUCCAGGAGCUGGCGGGCAAGGAGCUGUGUGCCAUGUCGGAGGAGCAGUUCCGCCAGCGCUCACCCCUGGGUGGGGAUGUGCUGCACGCGCACCUGGACAUCUGGAAGUCAGGGUCUCAGUCUGUUGCCCAGGCGGGAGGGCAGUGGCGUAGUCACAGCUCACUGCAGCCUCGACUUCCAGUUUCAUCGGAUCCUCCCACCCCAAUCUCCCGAGUAGCUGAGUCUACAGCGGCCUGGAUGAAAGAGCGGACUUCACCUGGGACGAUUCACUACUGUGCCUCGACCAGUGAGGAGAGCUGGCCGGACAGCGAGGUGGACUCAUCGUGCUCUGGGCAGCCCAUCCACCUGUGGCAGUUCCUCAAGGAGCUUCUGCUCAAGCCCCACAGCUACGGCCGCUUCAUCAGGUGGCUCAACAAGGAGAAGGGCAUCUUCAAAAUUGAGGACUCAGCCCAGGUGGCCCGGCUGUGGGGCAUCCGCAAGAACCGUCCUGCCAUGAACUACGACAAGCUGAGCCGAUCCAUCCGCCAGUAUUACAAGAAGGGCAUCAUCCGGAAGCCAGACAUCUCCCAGCGCCUCGUCUACCAGUUCGUGCACCCCAUCUGAGUGCCUGGCCUAGCCACUGGCCCAGGGCCUGAAACCAGCCCUUAGGGGCCUCCCUCCUGCCUGCCCUUCCCCAGCCAAGCCCUGAGCUGGGGGGAAGACGGGCAGUCUGCUCUGCUGCUCUGGCCUUCCAGAGCCCAAAGUGAGGGAGGGGUGCCCCACUGCUCCCUGGGGAAAAGCGGGCCCUCUGGGGUCUGCAGGACCCCGGGGCAGGCAUGCUGCUCUCCUGGAGGACAGAGGAGCCAGGGCUACUGUCAGUGUUCACUGCUCCCCAACAAAGGACCCUCACCUGCCUCUGUCCCCAGCAUUCCCAGAGCAAAGCCUCGGAAGGGCAGGGACUCCACGAAGGCCACAGGCAGUUCAGGGCUCUCUUUGCUCCAUCGUCCUGCCUCCCAUUCUGUACCACACCCAGCAUGGUGCAGGGAGGUGUUUGCACCCCUGAGUUGGGGAGGCAGGAGUGCCCCUGGGAAUGGAUAAUAAAGAUACUAGAGAACUGA